AUGGAUUUUCAGGGGGUACGAGGUGACGUAUCUUGCAGAAUUUUUCCUGUUACCCUCUCGGAAACCGUCAAGCAAAGGUAUUUCAAGCUGGCCCCUGGAAAGCUCAAGUCAUGGAAAGCUUUCUCCUCGGAAUUCCAUGCACAAUUCUCCUCCUCUCGCCAAAUUCCGUUGCAUUUAGGAGACCUGGUCAAUGUCAAGAAAAGACCAGGCGAGCCUCUCCGAGCAUACAACAGUAGAUUCAUGACAGAAGCAACCAAGGUCUCACGGGUAAUUGAAGAUGGAAAGUUAGGCUAUUCACAAGCAGAAGGUGAGCAAAAGCCUGACAAGUCAAAAGCGCCUUCCACUGGAAUGUCUGCCCAACUCCCUCGUUACCCAAAUAAUUUGAGCUCAAAUGGUAAACGUUCCAACAAUAACAGGCAAGGGAAUGGGAAGAAGGGAAAGUUCACUGACAAAACCGAGGAGGCUCUCCGAGAGAAUCAAGCAAAGUACACUGCAUUUACCAUCUUCACUGAGGAUAUAGAAAGUGUUUACAUGGCCACUCAGUCGCUAGCCCCAUAUAAGAAGCCCAGGCCCAUGAAGAAGGAUGUCAGCAAGAGAGACAUGACCAAGUUUUGUCAAUUCCACGGAGGCUACGGCCACGACACCAAUGGAUGCAACUAUCUGAAGCGGGAAAUUAAAUUCUUGAUAAGGAAAAAGAACCCGCAUGUACAAAAAUAUGUCAAGAUCGAUUAG
Molecule: messenger RNA, 732 nt
Organism: Cannabis sativa
Lineage: Eukaryota; Viridiplantae; Streptophyta; Magnoliopsida; Rosales; Cannabaceae
Exons: 2
Coding region: 1-732 (243 amino acids)
Source: RefSeq, a predicted model, not a curated record